Messenger RNA from Clarias gariepinus (North African catfish), 2781 nucleotides. RefSeq names its product immunoglobulin superfamily containing leucine-rich repeat 2 (gene islr2). The record is from RefSeq and is a predicted model, not a curated record. The transcript has 2 exons. The coding region runs from base 238 to 2358 and encodes 706 amino acids. NCBI's taxonomy places the organism in Eukaryota, Metazoa, Chordata, Actinopteri, Siluriformes, Clariidae. Gene Ontology annotation, molecular function: protein binding.
CACGAUCGCAUGCAGAGAACUACCUCCGGACUGCUAAGCAUCACGGUGAGACGAAAAUGUCUCAUCUGCUGUCCAUCAACAAAUAUUGCUUCGUUUUCCAGAGUAACAUAGGAGUAUUAAUUAUGUUUUGGAAUAAUUCUCAUUACCACAUCUAGAUAAAUCCCAUCAUAUUUUAUUGAGUGUUGUUUUGAUUUGUUUCCAUACGAGGAGUCGGAGUACUUGCGCACAGGUGUGAAAAUGGCGACCAGAUACUUGGUGCUCCUUGCCUUGGGAAUUGCAGUGGUUACCCUUGCAGUGACUGUACAGUGCUGUCCUGAACAGUGUACUUGCUCAGAUAAAAACCCCCAUCACUUUGUGGACUGUGCAUACAAAGACCUUCAGCAGGUACCUAAGGGCUUGCCAUCCAAUGUGACCACUCUUGGCCUUUCAGCAAACAAAAUAAAAGUGUUGAAAUCCCACAAUUUUGUGGGUGUGACCCAGGUUACAUCUCUUUGGCUGGCUCACAAUGAAAUUGUCACCAUUGAAAGAAACAGCCUGGCAUCAAUGUUCCAGUUAAAGAAUCUGGACCUAAGCCAUAAUAAAAUAGUAAAUUUCCCUUGGGAGGACCUUGCUAACCUCACUGCUCUGCAGCUGCUGAAAAUGAACAACAAUGAGAUGGUUAAUCUGCCUAAGGAUGCUUUCACCAACUUAAAAGAUCUGCGUUCAGUUCGCAUCAACAACAAUAAGUUUACCACUAUUGCAGAAGGAACUUUUGAACCUCUUAUUUCAAUGUCACACCUACAGAUUUACCAAAAUCCUUUCACCUGUUCUUGCAAACUGGAAUGGAUAAAGGAUUGGAUUAUUAAGUCUAAAAUUUCCAUUCCUGAGCAGAACAACAUCCUGUGUGAGGCACCUUCCAAUUUAAAAGGUUUACAGGUCAUUCAGAUGCCAAAACUUGUAUGUCAGGCCCCAACUGUUACCAUAACCCCUGAACCCAACAUGGAAUACACAAGAAUCCCAGAGGGGUCUAUGGUCAUCUUACACUGUGAAACUAAAGGGAGUCCCAAACCUGAUGUUGAGUGGGAAGUAUUUGCAGGAAAUCAAUUAUUAAAAUUUCCUUUGCCCUCAGUUGUUGAAAAUAGUGAGAUUCCUAUUAAUGGCGCACUUCCUGAUACAAGAUUUCUCAUCUUUCAAAACGGAACUCUAAUCAUUCCUCAUAUGAGCAAAAAAGAAGAUGGAAACUAUAGCUGUUCUGCUACUAAUGACAUGGAUAAAGCUGAAAACACAGUGAAACUUGCAAUGGCUGUUACCAAAAAAGGAACCAACAACUCUGUGCUGAACACAAAAGAACGUAUUAGUCAAAUUGACAACAAGCCUGGCCCAGAAACAGGAAAAAAUAAUAUAUGGCCCAUACAUGAGAAGACCAAAAUUCGUCCAACUGGAACAGCACCAAUUACUGAACAAGUUAAUACUGAUACUUUCCCAUUUCCCAGUAAAUGUGGAAUAAGUGAUGGUACACAGUAUAUAUCUAAUCAUGCAUUUAACCUCAGCUUGGAUGAUCUUAAACAAUACACCUUUGACUUUGGGGUGAUUGCUUUGGAAGUGUCGGAGACUGAGGCAAAAGUCCAGCUUAAUCCUUUACAGAUGGCAAAUGCCAAAUCAAAUCUUCACCUCAACCAACCCAAUGACCAAGAAACUGUAAAUAAGGAACCGGUUACACUUUACCAGUCAUCAUCCAGAAAACCUUCCAUGGACAUGCUGUAUGUUUGUGUUAGCACUGGAAAUGGACAUUCGGUUGUUCAAUGGUCCAAGAUCGAGGAUGGUGUCAAUACAUAUCGUUUUCAAGGUUUAAAGCCGGGCACUAAUUACACUCUGUGCCUUACCUAUGGAGGCCAGGACUGCCAGGUUCAAGUUGUCUUCACGACAAGGAAGAAAAUCCCAUCAUUGCUCAUCAUUGUGGUGGUCAGCAUUUUCUUGCUGGCUCUGGCCACAGUGCCCUUGCUAGGAGCCACUUGCUGUCACUUGUUGUACAAGUACCAAGGGAAGACCUACAAACUAAUCAUGAAGACGCAGAAUGCAGAUCAGAUGGAAAAGCACAUAACAACAGAUUUUGAUCCGAGAGCCUCUUUUGUGGGAUCAGAGAAAAACUUAAAUGCAAGUGAGCUUGGAGAGGGAGAUGCUGAAGCUGAUAUGGAGGAAGGAGAAGGGGAAGGUGAGGAAGCCGAGGGCAGUGUGGUGACUGAGUCCAUUCCUGAGUCACAGUCCAAAACUCAGGAGGAGUUUGAAGUGGGCUCUGAGUAUAGCGACAGGUUGCCUUUAGGGGCUGAGGCAGUGAAUAUAUCCGAGGAAAUAAAUGGCAAUUAUAAAGAGCCACGCUAAAACCAACAGGGCGUAUAAUACUUACCUUUCGACCACAUUCCAAACCAGGUGAAAACCAAUGAGCACAUUACCAUACUAUUAUAAUACUCUGCAGAAGGUGCAUUAAUCCUAUUUUACCUCAGUUAUUUAGCAACAAAUGUAUAUAUUUCAUAUUUUUUUUAUAUAUUUUUUUUUUAAAUAGCCUAUCUUUACAAACAAAUUAAUUUAGUCCAACACACCUAACAAUAAGUUGUACUUUCAACUUAACGUUAAAUCCAUCACCUGGAAGACUUGGCAUUCCUGUAGUAUACUUAAGUAAGUCAGUGUGAAAUUCAUAGUAACAGUCAAUCACUUAUACAAUGUCCUUUAAAUGAAGGUUUUGUGUCCACCCUGCGGUCUGGAAAUACAACGAUUUAUUCAUCAGUUGUUCAGUCCUCGGUGCAC